Molecule: messenger RNA, 1065 nt
Organism: Cyphellophora attinorum
Lineage: Eukaryota; Fungi; Ascomycota; Eurotiomycetes; Chaetothyriales; Cyphellophoraceae
Exons: 1
Coding region: 1-1065 (354 amino acids)
Molecular function (GO): dipeptidyl-peptidase activity
Source: RefSeq, a predicted model, not a curated record
AUGCUCUUUGGACACAACAAGCAAGAGGACGCAAUCGGCAUGAUUGACAAGUACCCCUUGAUGAACGACUAUUGGGCAGACAAAAGAGUCGAUAUGAGCAAGAUUACUAUCCCGGCAUACGUCCUCGCGAGCUACUCUACGGCUUUGCAUACUGUGGGAUCGUUCCGAGGCUUCGAAGAACUCCCGUCCAAGGAGAAGUGGCUCAGGGUCCAUCCCACCCAAGAGUGGCACGACUUAUACAGUGAGGCGUGUACAGAAGACCUCCAGCGCUACUUCGACUGCUACCUGAAGGGUGAGCAGAACGACUGGAAGCAGACGCCUCAGAUUCGGGCAAGUCUGCUUCGUUUCAAUCAGGACCCGAUUGUGAAUUACGUCUUCAGCGACUGGCCUAUACCCGACACCGAUUAUCGCAAGCUCUACUUGUCAGGAGACGCCCAACUUGUGCAUGACCUGCCCAGGAGUUCUCAAACCUUCUCUUACCAAUCAGAUACCCCAUCAUUACAGAUUGACGCAGAUUCUGAAGAGCUUCACUUCAGCCAUAAAUUCACAGCUCGCAGCUAUCUCGUCGGCUAUUCCCGAGCGGUGCUCUAUGUGUCCUGCCCCAACAGCGACGAUCUGGACGUUUUCAUCCAGCUUCGCAAAGCAGACGCCAGCGGCAAGUUGUUACAGAACAUCAACAUUCCCCUGGAGCACCUCGAGCUUAAGGCGGAAGAAGUUGCGACCGUCAACACUAACAAAUACCUUGGCCCCACAGGCAUACUCCGUGCGAGCCACCGGAAGAUCGAUUAUGAGCAGUCGAAACCCCAUUGGCCUCUGCAUAGCCAUUUCGAAGAGGAGAAGGUGCCGAGAGGUCAAGUUGUCGAGCUGACUAUCGGGUUGUGGCCAACGGGGAUGGCUUUUGAGGCUGGAGAGCAGCUAGUCCUCAAGAUCGCAGGCCAUCACAUGACUCUGGCUGAGUUUGAGCCAUUGCGUGGCGGGUUCCAGACAAGCAAUAAGGGCACACAUGUUGUUCAUGUUGGACCGGAGCAUCCGAGUCAUGUUGUCGUGCCAUUCGUGAGUGUGUAG